Messenger RNA from Amoebophrya sp. A25, 1297 nucleotides. NCBI's taxonomy places the organism in Eukaryota, Dinophyceae, Syndiniales, Amoebophryaceae. The record is from the annotation of a GenBank genome assembly.
AGAGAAGAUUUUCUGAGUGGUGAGUUUAGUUAGAUGAAUAAGAGCGAAGUACAGAGUUUCUAGCGUAGUCAUUAAUCGGUGUCAAUCACGUCCAUGAUGGACAAGAGAUUUCUAGAUGAAGACCUGCUCCACCAGCAGCGGCAUCAAUGGACUACAUUAACUGUAAAGUCGCUAUGGGAUAUUAACGAAGAAAAUGAUUCGUUUCUGUCACGUAGUGCUCGCUUCUCUGGUGCCCUUCGCCUUUUCCGAGCAGGUGGGCCACCAAAGCACAGGCUUAUCGCUGAAGAAAACUUUGCUGAGGGACAAAUUGUUCGGUCGUGGCACGAACGGAAGUCGGCUCCCGUCACAGGCAGCGAUACAACCGACUGAGCAGCAGCCCUCGGAGUGCGAGAAGGACGAGACAUGGUGUGAAAGUCUCAAGUUUUGCCUGCCACCGGAAGCAGACUGCAGCAAAUGUGUCGAUUAUUCUCGUCGUAGCAAAGAAUUGGGCCGUUGCACACCGGCGCCUGUUGUUAUGAAAAUGAAAUGAGAUGACAAGAAAUCUUAGCCCACUUUGGACGCUCAGUUCGCCUGGUGCUUCCGGCUACAAUUCAGUUCGGGAAAGAUGAUGGUAUCCUAGAUCACAGUGGUCAUUUCUAACCCGGAAUUCGCCGUAGAUUUCUGCGGCAACGAUGCAAUGUCCGUCUCGUGUCAGAACUACGCUACCGGUUUGCAUAACUGCAUGAGCAGCUGCGGCAGUCUACAUCCCACUGGAGCGAGUGGCGAGUUUAUCGCUUGUGUAACCGCUAGCGACGGGUCAUGUCCUGCGGCGAUCUGCGAAGCGGCCUGCGGCUGCAUUGGUAAGGCGACCUGUGAGCAGCCCUGUAUGCAGCAUUGUACAGACAUCCGCGACCGCCUAUUGCAUACGCCGCAUAAAUUUAAGACUCGUGGCGAAGUGUACGCGUUUUUGAAUAACUGCGUCUUUGGGAAGAAGGCUUCGCUACUGCAGGCGGGAACGCAAGGAUGCGGGUUCUGAACAUCAUGGCUUUUUAUUUGUUGCAAGUGCUUAGUACCUGUACCGACAUUCUGAUGCUCCACCUCUAGGUUGUGCUUGUGCACCGACGAGGCCCAUUUAGUUUUUUCCUAGGCAGAAUUGAUUCCAGAAGCUGCUGGAUAAGAAGUAGUUGAAUGAUGCGCGAUGAAUAUUUUUCCGUUUCGAUUUCUUAUGUUAUGACACUUAUUCUCGGACUUUCGCCUGGUCGAAGAGCUGCUGGACCCACCUGCACCUGCGAAGGAAAAUGCGGCGCAUCGAAACGGC